GCGGAGCAGGAACUUUGGGAGGGCCGGCGGGCGCAUGGCGGCGGCGGGUGCUGCGAGUGCCGCGGCCUUGGGCCCUGGCUCGGCCCUCCAGCUGCCCACCUUCGCGACCGCCUGCGCGCUCGUGAAGCCCGGCUCGUGCCUGAGCGUGGGCCCGCACCGGCGGCACGUGGCGCUGGCGCCGCGCUUCCUGGACCGCAAGCGGAGCGGCCUCCGGCAGCAGCUGGACCGGGAGCUGCUGCGCUACUCGGAGAGCCUGCAGGGCGUCCCCGUGGCCUAUGACAACCUGAAGAUCGUGGGGGAGCUGGGGGACAUCUACGACGACCAGGGCCACAUCCACCUCAACGUCGAGGCCGACUUCGUCAUCUUCUGCCCCGAGCGGGGCCAGAAGCUCCUGGGUACAGUCAAUAAGGUUGCUCCCAGCCACCUGGGCUGCUUGGUGCACGGCUGUUUCAAUGCCUCCAUCCCCAAGCCGGAGCACAUGCCCAUGGAGCAGUGGCAGAACCUGCAUUUCAAUGUGGGAGACGAGCUCGAGUUUGAAGUAUCUCGCCUGGACUCAGACGCCGCCGGAGUCUUCUGCAUUCGGGGAACACUCAUCGUCAGCAGCUUGCCGCCCAGGGACCCUGCACUUGCCAGAGGAUCCGGGGACGUCGGCGAUGAGAUGGAGCCUGGAGCAGGGGGAGAGAAGCCAAGGAAGAAGAGCAUGAAGGCCCCAAAGCAGCUCCGUGCAGACUGUGGUCCCACGCCAGUUGCCACGCCUUCAGACGUGGCGGAGGCAGCAGAGACUGGGCCUCCAUCCUACGAGGCUGUAAAUGGGCUGUGUGAGGAGCAGGAGCCCCGGACGAAGAAGAAGUACCGCCCAGAGGAGCUGGAGCAGGACCCUCUGGUGCACGCCAGUGACUCGAGUGGCUACCAGAGUGACCAGCAGAAGAAGAAAAGAAAGAGGAAGAAGCACAGUGAGGAUCCCGAGAGCCCUGCGGCCCCUGAAGAGCCGCGACCUAAGAAGAAGAAGAAGAAGGAGAAGGAGAAGGAGAAGGAGAAGGAGUGAGCCUCCUGGGUGGGAAGAGGCUGGGGAAGGCCAAGGGAAGGGCCACUGGUCUGGAAAGAGAAGAGAUGGUUACACCUGAACGUUUUCAUGUCCUGGAGAGUAAAAGAUGACUCCUGAUAUCGAGGGUCGAAUUCCAGUCUCCGCCCAAAGAUGUGGGUGCUGAGUGUCAUGGCCGGGCUGUUCCCAAGCCGAGGGGCCUCUGAGAAAGGGAGAAUCAGAACGCACGCAGUCAGUGGGAGUCUAGCUGUCCCCACUUCCCUUGAUCAGCACGGCAGAGGCCUGGCUUCUUGGGCCGUGUGGUGGUAGGCUGGCCAAGGGAUCAGGUCUUCCUCCUUGUGAUCUUGAGGAAAUUUAACCAUUCUUCCCAUGAUGACCCACAUUUCUGGGCAAAGUAAUAAUGACAGUUGCUCCCAUUUCUGUGGUGCUUGCCCCAUGCCAGACUCGGGGCAGAGCAUUUAGCUCAUCUGGCCCGCACAACAACCCUGAGAGGGAAACUGAGGCUAAGGGGCUUGUCUAGGCUCAGGCUCACCCAGCUGGUCAGUGUCUGAGGCUGGAUUUGAACUCUUCCUACCUUCUAACCACUGUGCCUCCUGGCUGCUCUAGCUGUGGUCUUCAGGUUAAGUCCUGUAUAAAGAAAACCUGAUGGGCAGAUAGAAUAGGGCAAAACCAGAUGGAUCAUAGGAUUAUUUUUCAUUGUGUUGUUUUAAAACAGGUUUCCAUUUAAAGAAGUUUAAUUUAUAUACAGCUUUUCUAGAGCUUGGAUCAAUUUCUUGUGAAAGCAAGUGUAUGUUCUAAUAGACAAAAGUGCUUUGUUUGGGGGCAAAUCUAUGUAUAUGUAGCUUUAUAAAUCUCAGUAUUACCAAUGUGCCUUUAAAUUGUAUACAUAAUAAAAAGAUAUUUUAUUUAAUUUAGUUUUUUUUUACACUAUAAUUUCAUUUGCAAGUUUAAGUAUGGGGGUUUUUUUUGUUUUUGUUUUUAGUGAGGCAAUUGGGGCUAAGUGACUUUCCCAGGGUCACACAGCUAGUAAGUGUUAAGUGUCUGAGGUCAGAGUCCUCCUGACUCCAGGACUGGCGCUCUAUCCACUGUGCCACCUAGCUGCCCCUUAAGUAUAUUUUUAGUUGUUACUACACAACCAGAUGGUAUUGCUAAAUAAAGGUUAGGAUGCCAUUUGGUAAGAUUUUACACUGGGAUAUUAUUUAGCUUUAUAUCAUCUGAUUUUGUUUAAAGAUUAGUAUCACUUCGAAGAGUUAAUAUGAAAAAUGAGUUCCUGUUCUUGGUCCUCAGCUCCAUGUUCACAAGGUGAGUCCUUCAUGGCUGACGGUUCAUCUUGGUCUGAUGACCCUUUGUGCCUGGGCCUUUUUAGUUUGGACUUUGAAUAGAAAGAAGGAUUAUGGGAUGACAAAGGGCCAGCCUAGCUAUAGUUAUCCAAAGAAGCCUGACUCCCCAGCCGUGGCAGAUGUGAUGUUCAGCUGCACAGGACAUUGGCCUUUCCUUUUUAUAGAGGUCAUACCACAGCCAUGAUGACCAAAAGUCCCUAAACUCUUUUCCAUAUUUCUUCCCUUUCGUUGAGUUCUUUCCUGAUAUAAAUUCAGGAGUCACAUAUGUCUGGUCUGAGGAUCUGGGUUUGACUAACACUUUGCCACUUUAGUAGUUUUGUGACCUUAAUUAGUUUCUCUGCAGAGCCCCUUUACUCAUUUGUAAAAUAAAGGGAUAGAAUGGGUGACCUCUGAGGCCCCAUCCAAACUCUAAAGCUAUGACCCUAAAGUAUUUACUGGUCGUCUGGGCAGUAGUUAUUUUGGCACACUAAGCUGCUUUGGGCUGGUUCUAAGAAGAGUUGGACAGGCAGUGGGUUCAUGAUAAACAUUUUUAUUUGGCAUCAAAGUAGUAUAAGCUGAAAUGUAGAUCACCACCCCCCUGCCAAAGAGGUCAGCAUGUGAGAGGGGGUCAGACGAUUGAAAUUCUCAGUCAGAAAGACUAAAAGAGCAGAAGGAUGGGGGAGACGUGCAUUGUCAAAACCGGUGCUUAAGAUGAACUUGCUGAGUACCUACUGCAAGCUAAGGUCUAGAGAAAUGGAAAUCACAGAAGAAGGGAAGCAUCAAUUAUGUCUCAAUAAAUCUAUGGUAGUUGUUGGUUGUAAACAUAAUUCCUACUGCCUUUUGACUUAGUGAGGAAAAUGUCAUAUUCUUUUUUUCCUGAUUCUUACUAUAUCUGAUGGUUGUGGUUGAACUCAUUAUAGCCUAAUCGUUAAAUAAGCAAAAUAGUUAUUGGAUAUGGUUCUCUUCAGGCAUUUUUGACCUUGGGCAAAUAUAGCUAUGUAACUGUAGUAAGAGACUUUCUGUAUUUAUAAAGUUGUAAUUGUGACAGAUUAAUAGUGAGUAAUAGUAGUAUUCAUGGAAAACUACUUUGGAAUAGCAAAUGAAAGAAGCAAAUUACUAUAGAUCAUAUUUUUCUUAUUUCUAGAAUAUUUCAGCUGGGGCUUCUGCCAACUUCACUGUUUUAGAGUAAACGAAUUACCACUGUGAUCAAAAUGAACAAUAUACCCUAUAGAACUUGUGACAAAAGGUUUGUUUGCACUCUGCCAUCACCCUAAAGCAAGAUAAAUUUGAAAAUAUUGGGUUCUGGCUUUCCUGAAAGCUGGGACGGUAUUUCCUUUAAUCCUAAAUAGGGUCUUUUUGUAGUCCAUGUAUACAUUAGGAAGACUUGUCCAAAAAGGGUAAUAGCAGGACAGACCUACACAAGCAAGAAUGACCAAGGAAAGCCAACCAUCCAAUCAUGACCUCAGAUGUCUAUACAAAUAGACAAACGGGGUAAUGAGGGCAACUGGAGAUUGAAACACAGAUUUUCAUUGCGAUUUCAUUGACGUGGGUAUUCUCUCCAGUGAUGCAGAGGGUAGUCAGUCCAUGUGUAAAAAAAGUUAAUUAUUCGCUAAUCUAAUCUUGAAAAAUUAUAUAAUUAGAUUUAUGAAAAAUUAUAAGUAUAUGAAAAAUGAUAAGUUUAGAAAAAUUAAAAUUGGGCCAUAAGU
This is a messenger RNA of Dromiciops gliroides (monito del monte), 4067 nucleotides long. It is a transcript of the gene POLR1F, whose product is annotated as RNA polymerase I subunit F. Gene Ontology annotation, biological process: DNA-templated transcription; DNA-templated transcription initiation. The coding region runs from base 35 to 1045 and encodes 336 amino acids. Lineage: Eukaryota; Metazoa; Chordata; Mammalia; Microbiotheria; Microbiotheriidae. The record is from RefSeq and is a predicted model, not a curated record. The transcript has 4 exons. Gene Ontology annotation, cellular component: RNA polymerase I complex.